Messenger RNA from Meloidogyne enterolobii, 2982 nucleotides. The record is from the annotation of a GenBank genome assembly. NCBI's taxonomy places the organism in Eukaryota, Metazoa, Nematoda, Chromadorea, Rhabditida, Meloidogynidae.
AUGACUAAAUUACGUAAAACAACUUCUUCUUUACACAUUAACAACGCAAGAAUUGCCGGACUUUAUGAUUUAGAACACACAAUUGGGAAGGGACAUUUUGCUGUUGUUAAACUUGCGAGGCAUGUAUUUACUGGAGAAAAGGUUGCCGCAAAAGUUAUUGAUAAAACAAGGCUAGAUCCCGUUUCUACUUCACAUAUGAUGCAGGAGGUCAGAUGUAUGAAAUUAGUUCAGCACCCUAAUGUUGUACGUCUUUAUGAAGUUAUUGACACUCAAACAAAAUUAUUUUUAAUUUUGGAACUUGGCGACUAUGAUAUGUAUGAAUGGGUAAUGAGAAGAGGUUAUGAUAAAGGGGGAUGUAAAGAAUCUGAUGCUCAACUUUAUUUUUCUCAAAUAAUUCAAGCCAUUAAUUAUUGCCAUAAAUUACACGUUGUACAUAGAGAUUUGAAGCCUGAGAAUGUUGUCUUCUUUGAAAGGCUAGGAAUGGUAAAACUAACAGAUUUUGGUUUUUCGAAUUUGUUUACGCCUGGACAACAAUUACAAACAUCUUGUGGAAGUUUAGCAUAUUCUGCCCCUGAAAUUUUACUUGGCGAUUGUUAUGAUGCUCCUGCUGUUGAUGUUUGGUCUUUGGGUGUUAUUUUAUAUAUGUUGGUUUGUGGCAGACUUCCCUUUCAAGAAUCAAAUGAUUCUGAAACACUUACAAGAAUAUUAGAUUGUAAAUUCUCUUUUCCUGAACAUGUUAGCGUUGAAUGUAAAAAUCUUGUUUCCUCAAUGCUCGUUCGUGAUCCUUCAAAACGCGCUUCACUUUCUGAAAUUUGUCAAAAUAAAUGGGUUCGUGCUGGUGAUCGUGGACAUGCAGAAGCACUUCCUUUAAUUGUAAAGGAUAAUUUACCUUUAUGUGCUCACACGACAAUAAUUGAACAAAUGGUGGCUGGACAAAUUGGGACAGAAGAAGAGAUUGUUAGUGCCAUCGAACGUAAUGAUUACAACCACCUAACUGCAACUUACUAUUUACUUGCUGAACGUGUUUUGUAUUGUUAUAGGCAGGCUGAAGCAAAUCGUUUAAUGGCUGCAGCAGCGAGGGAAUUUUCUUCUGUUGAUGAAAAUUCACCAGACGAUAUUAAUCAAAAUUCUACAAUUCCUGGCACUUCAACGGCCUCUUCUACACGUAGUCGGAGUAGAAGUAAUUCAUGGCGUGGUCCAGCACCUAGACGUGCCUAUUCAAUUUUGAAAGAGGAAAGUGAAGAAGAACUUUCAUCCUAUCUAAAAUCAUCGUCAAGGCAGUCGUCAAGAUUUUACAACAUUCCUUCUACUGGAGCUAAGUCAUCGAGAGAGAACGCUUCUUCACGUGCCAGUUAUAUAGCAAUGAGUAGAGCAAAUAGCAAUGAUUCUUUUACUCCUAUUGGUUCGUCUGCCAUUUUAGAAGAUGAAAUAGAAUCUGAGGAAAUGGAUGAAGGAAUGAGUAAAACAAUAAAUGCAUCUGAAGAGGAAAAUGAAGGAAAUGAGAGGAAAGAAAGUGAUAGACUAGCAACUUUUACAAUAGAACAGCUACAACAAAAUCAACAGACAGGGACGAGUGGAGGAAAUAGUAUUGCUUCUACAUCUGUCUUCGAACCAUCAAUUACCUCUACUCCAAUCUUAUUUCAAAGAUUAUUGGCACCUAUACAUGAAAAUAAUAGAGAUCAAUCACCUGAUAUAGUUAUUCAAAGAUUACGGCAUAAAAAUAGUAAUGGUCAGUCAAUGUUUGAUGGCCAAAGUGAUGAAGAAAUGGGAGGACCGGGAGGAAGUGCUUCUUUUUAUUUACCCAGACAAACAAGGCAAAGGACAACAAGUUCACAUUCUGUUGGAGGUAGAAUAAUGAGUGGAAGUGGUAGUAAUCAACAACAACAACUUCCACCUCUUCCAAGUUCUCCUGAACAUCAAAAUGUUGGUGGUGGUAGUAAAUUUAGAAUAGGCUCUGUUGGAAGUAGAAAUUCUUCUACCUCAUCUUUUGUUGGUGGUGGAAAUAACAGAAUUAACAACAACAAUAUAUCAUCCUCUUCUUAUACCUCUAAUCGUCCAUUACGUAAUGCAACUAGCCUUGAAUUAUUCCCUACACAAAAUUCUUUUUUAUCGACACAACAAAAUGGAGAUUCCAACCUUAAUAAAACAAAUAUUUCCUUUUCUCGUCGUUGUUUACCAGCAACAAGUCCCCCUACUCCAAACCCUUCAUUAAAUAAUAAUAAUACAAAUUAUUAUUCUACUCUUUGGGGAGCUCCUGCAAAUUUGGAAAGACAUGCAAAUUUUCCGAAUUUAAAUACUUUGCCGUCAUCAUCUAAUUUGUUAAAACAACAACGUAAAUCCUCUUCAACAACGGGUUCCUCACUUUUGAGAAGAAAUUCUUCUCCAUCUGUUGCAUUACUUCGAACAACUAGUUUAACUUCAUCACGUGACCGAAUCAGUCCACAUGCCAUUCAAGAACUUUUAGAGCUUUCUCGUUUGUCUGGCAGAAUGCGUCGUACAGCAAGUCCCGAUGGGGCUAGUAGUAGCCAUUUAUCUAGUAGAAGUGCUAGUCCUUCUUGUAUGUCUAGUGGAAGAGUCUCGCCUCUCUAUUCGUCAUCACCGGGUGGUGGACUUGUAAUGCGUAUCUUAAAAAGUGGCACUCCCUCAGGCAGCUUAUUAUCUUCGGGUGGUGGAAUGCGAAAACUGAGUAGUAGUCCACAUUUAUUGGGUAUUUGUGAGGAAAUCGAAGAAUGUGAUUUUUCUCUAGAAUCAACCCAAAACACUUGUGACGGUGUAGAUGGCUUAGAUCCAGAUUGUUUAACAAGUGGUCGUCGUUCAGUAACCUCAAUUGACCAGCCUUUUUGGAAAAACCCUCCAUUAAUUUCAAGGAGUGCUAGAAGUGCUUCUAUGGGGUUAACAAGUAUGGGAAGAUUGUCUUUAGGUGGUGGAACGAAUAAAAAGAUUGUAGCAAAUUUAACUAAGGCAACAAAUCAAACAUCAUAA